Messenger RNA from Eptesicus fuscus (big brown bat), 1864 nucleotides. RefSeq names its product frizzled class receptor 7 (gene FZD7). Lineage: Eukaryota; Metazoa; Chordata; Mammalia; Chiroptera; Vespertilionidae. Gene Ontology annotation, biological process: non-canonical Wnt signaling pathway; canonical Wnt signaling pathway. Gene Ontology annotation, molecular function: Wnt-protein binding; Wnt receptor activity. The coding region runs from base 140 to 1864 and encodes 574 amino acids. The record is from RefSeq and is a predicted model, not a curated record. The transcript has a single exon. Gene Ontology annotation, cellular component: plasma membrane.
CGCGCCGCCCACGGCCCGGCCCCGGCGCCGGGAGGACUCUCAUGCGCCGGGCGCGGCGGCGCCUCCCCGGAUCCGAGCCUCCCUCGGCUGCCUCGUCGCGAUCCUCCAGCUGAGAGCGCCGCUGCACCCACGGCCGGCGAUGCGGGGCGCCGGCGCGGCCACGCCGCGCUCUCCCGUGGGCUUGUGCACCCUGGUGCUUGCGCUCCUGGGCGCGCUGUCCGCGGGCGCCGGAGCGCAGCCGUACCACGGCGAGAAGGGCAUCUCGGUGCCAGACCACGGCUUCUGCCAGCUCAUCUCCAUCCCGCUGUGCACGGACAUCGCUUACAACCAGACCAUCCUGCCCAACCUGCUGGGCCACACCAACCAAGAGGAUGCGGGCCUCGAGGUGCACCAGUUCUACCCGCUGGUGAAGGUGCAGUGCUCGCCGGAGCUGCGCUUCUUCCUGUGCUCCAUGUACGCGCCCGUGUGCACCGUGCUGGAUAAGGCCAUCCCGCCGUGCCGCUCCCUGUGCGAGCGCGCCCGCCAGGGCUGCGAGGCGCUCAUGAACAAGUUCGGCUUCCAGUGGCCGGAGCGGCUGCGCUGCGAGAACUUCCCGGUGCACGGCGCCGGCGAGAUCUGCGUGGGCCAGAACACGUCCGACGGCUCCGGGGGUCCGGGCGGCGGCCCCACCGCCUACCCCACCGCGCCCUACCUGCCCGACCUGCCCUUCACCGCGCUGCCCCCGGGGGCGGCCGAGGGCCGGGGCAGGUCCUCCUUUCCCUUCUCCUGCCCCCGGCAGCUCAAGGUGCCCCCCUACUUGGGUUACCGUUUCCUGGGCGAGCGCGACUGCGGCGCCCCGUGCGAGCCGGGCCGCGCCAACGGCCUCAUGUACUUCAAGGAGGAGGAGAGGCGCUUCGCCCGCCUCUGGGUGGGCGUGUGGUCGGUGCUGUGCUGCGCCUCCACGCUCUUCACGGUCCUCACCUACCUGGUGGACAUGAGGCGCUUCAGCUACCCGGAGCGGCCCAUCAUCUUCCUGUCGGGCUGCUACUUCAUGGUGGCCGUGGCGCACGUGGCCGGCUUCCUGCUGGAGGACCGCGCCGUGUGCGUGGAGCGCUUCUCCGACGACGGCUACCGCACGGUGGCGCAGGGCACCAAGAAGGAGGGCUGCACCAUCCUCUUCAUGGUCCUCUACUUCUUCGGCAUGGCCAGCUCCAUCUGGUGGGUCAUCCUGUCGCUCACCUGGUUCCUGGCGGCCGGCAUGAAGUGGGGCCACGAGGCCAUCGAGGCCAACUCGCAGUACUUCCACCUGGCGGCGUGGGCGGUGCCCGCGGUCAAGACCAUCACCAUCCUGGCCAUGGGCCAGGUGGACGGGGACCUGCUCAGCGGCGUGUGCUACGUGGGCCUGUCCAGCGUGGACGCGCUGCGGGGCUUCGUGCUGGCGCCCCUGUUCGUCUACCUCUUCAUCGGCACGUCCUUCCUGCUGGCCGGCUUCGUGUCGCUCUUCCGCAUCCGCACCAUCAUGAAGCACGACGGCACCAAGACGGAGAAGCUGGAGAAGCUCAUGGUGCGCAUCGGCGUCUUCAGCGUGCUCUACACCGUGCCCGCCACCAUCGUGCUGGCCUGCUACUUCUACGAGCAGGCCUUCCGCGAGCACUGGGAGCGCACCUGGCUCCUGCAGACCUGCAAGAGCUACGCCGUGCCCUGCCCGCCCGGCCACUUCCCGCCCAUGAGCCCCGACUUCACCGUCUUCAUGAUCAAGUACCUGAUGACCAUGAUUGUGGGCAUCACCACGGGCUUCUGGAUCUGGUCCGGCAAAACCCUACAGUCGUGGCGCCGCUUCUACCACAGACUCAGCCACAGCAGCAAGGGGGAGACUGCGGUAUGA